UCUUCUUCGAGUGUCAAUCCGGCCAACAGCCAAAACGGCCUGGCAGCUAUGGUAGUGGCUGUUGGAUAGGUCUUGGCCUGGUCGUGGCGCGUUGCAUCCCUCAGUUCGGUUUCCGCUAAUCGUGUGAUAAGACGUUGUCCCGGUCGUACACGUUACGGGUGCGGAGUUCACUGAACGUCGAGUACGCGCGGGAGGACCUCCGUUGAUGAUGACGACAGUUGUGGGGCAGAGGCUGUUCAAAUAGUUUCGGUGAUCCGAGAAAUUUUUGACGAAUUACGUGCGGCUUUGUAAUUUUGCGGUUUGGCGGUCACCAGAGUUUGGUUAAAAACCGCGAGAAGACGGAUACCAGACGGAAUGGCCUGAGAAGAACCAGUAGGAAGAGGCGUAGCGAAGGAUUCGUCUUUCCGUUGAAAGUGAAGGUGAUUCGGGAAAUUAAAGAAGAAGGAAAACAGCCACACAGCAAAAGUUCGCACACACAAGUGAAAGUGAGAUAAUAAAAAAGGCAGUGUGUAUUGUCACAAAAAUGGGAAAACAUAAAUAAAAAAGUGUUUAAAAAAAUGUCACUGUAUUUUUCCCACGCCUCCCUGUUUUCGUCGUCGUCGACGUCCUCUGUGUUUGGUAACAGGUUCCGAAUUGGUGUGUUAAGUGUGAAAUAAUUGUCUAUUUUUAAAACAUCCCGGCGUGGACACAACGCCGCAACGACUUGGCGAUGGAUCUGGCGGGAAAAAGUGUCGAUGCUUCGUCGUAUGGGAUUGUGUGUGUGUGUAAACGUAAAUAUAAUUAAAAUAAAAUAAUAAAAAGAAUCUGAGGAAAAAAUAAAGCGCGAAAAAGUUUUCCCGCAAAUAAAAAUAAAAUCGGAAAAAGGCGAAAAAUGAACCAGUUGGUGUACGUAAUUAAACGACCAAUUGGAAAAGUCCUGAAAACAUACCCCGCACUCUAGUGUGGUUGACAAGAUCGGGAGACCAUUCGCAGCCGGUGGUACAACGACGGCGUUUUUUUAAAGGACGACACGUAAUUAAAAGUCGACAAUUGUGUCCGGGAUCGUGGAGUAGCGUGGCGGCAGAGGGGAAAGUUCGACUAGGACGUCAAUUUUAGCAUCAGUUGCGGAAAUUCCCACCCCCGACACAGAGCUUUGAGCUGGAAAAGUGUGAAUAAGAAAAAAUACCAACUGAUAAUGUCAGUUGGUUCCGGAGUUUUCCGAAAAGUGUGCGCCAAGAAUUAGUGGCGGAACAAGAGAGAGGGCUGCCUGUUGUAAAGUGCAGUGAAGCGUCAGAAGAAAAGAGAGAAAAGUUACAGCAAGUUUAAUGUAAGAAAGGAAGUGGCUAGUGAUUGUGCGAAAGAAAGUUUGUUGUGGGUGUACUGGAGAAUGCAAGAAGUGCACCUAGAAGAACGUGCAGCCACGUGCACCAUCUUGGAAAACAUCGUAUGCUAAUGAAGGCUGGGCGUUUCUUGUAAUUGCGCCUUCGAGGGGUGAAAAAGUGGAAAAAAAUAAAUAGUGGAAAAGUUUUCUCCCAUCGUAUCUGCUGAAAUUGUUGAGCUAACAACUAAUUAAUAAGUCAGUGCAAAGAAGCUCACGGAUACAUCGGAUCCCUCUCGCACAGUGAAGUCAAUGUCGUUUAACGAGUGAAAAGGAAAAGUUUGCCGCCAGUCAAGUGCCAGCAGAGAUAGUUAAUUACUUUUUCGGACCACCUCCAGGUCCGCCGCCCGAAACCUCCGGAAGUGUUAAGAAAGAGAACAGAUUAAAUUAAACUUGAGGAAGGAGGCUGAGGCGACCCCUUCUUAUCCAGUGUGGAGCGCAGAGCAGCCUAAUCGUCCCUUUUCGUCGAGUGGUGAACUUGACCGACACCAGCCAUCCCAGGUUCAUCGGUGAGGAGCAAAAAAAAGAAACACAUAAAAAAGCGGGCAUUUCCCCCCAAGGGGAACAACAACCAACCAGUCGUUCCAGGUGCCAUGGUGCAUCAUCCGUCGUGUAAUCCCGUGGAGACACAUCCAGACAUCGGCAGACCAUGGUCCACGUGCAGAAUCACGUGCAACAGCAGCAGCAGCAGCAGCGGUCAGUUCGUCGAUUGCUCUCCGACGGUGGCACUGUAAGCCGUGGCAAAACUGGCAGACACUGGAAGAUAGAUGGCCUCGGCACGGCACGGCGGUGGAGGUGCUCUUGAAUUCCGGGGCGCAUUUCGUCGCACGAUUUACGCGAGAGAUUAAAAAGAUUUAUUAGCUGAGUGGGGGAAAGGAGCGGGGAGCAAGUGGGAGUAGUGGGAGUGUUUUCCCACCCCGGAAAGACGUUACGCUUUAAGAAUCGACCAAGGGAGCUUUAAUGUUAGCUGAGAGGGGGAGGUGGAAAUUACAUACAGAGAAAACUAUUUAGAGGCUAUUAGGUUGUUUCCACGUGUGCGUGGGGUUAGGUUAGAAAGCAAAGUUAGGUUAGGUAGGACCAAAAAUGAACACGACGGAUAACGAUUACGAUUAUAGCAUAACCAUCGACGGGCGGUACGUCCUGUACGGGGGUGCGGCUACAAACUACUCCAAUGGGACGUUCAACGUGACUGAUUAUUACAAUAAGCCCACCUGCUACUACACGCUGGAGCUGAGCAGUGAGACGACGCUGUUCGAGUUCUUGGUCAGUGGUGUCUUGAUGAACCUGGUGGCCUUCCUAGGGAUUCUCGGUAACAUUCUGUCGAUGGUGAUUCUGUCGAGACCGCAGAUGCGUUCCAGCAUCAACUACCUGCUGAUCGGGUUGGCCCGCUGUGAUACCAUAGUGAUCCUGACUUCGAUGCUCCUGUUCGGCAUCCCGGCGAUCUACCCGUACUCGGGAUACCUGUUCUACUACUAUUACGUGAUACAUCCGGUGAUUUCGCCGAUGGUCUACCCACUGGCGAUGACCGCACAAACCGCCAGUGUGUACCUCACGCUGACGGUGACCCUCGAGCGGUACGUGGCCGUGUGCCAUCCGCUGCGAGCACGAGCUCUCUGCACGUACGGACGGGCCCGAAUCUAUGUGAUAGCAAUCCUUUUCUUUUCCCUCCUCUACAACCUACCACGCUUCUGGGAGGUCACCGUAUCUUCCUUCGAACACCCCGACUACGGGGAGGCAUUCUGCGUGAGUGCAUCACCACUGCGCGGCCACGACCUGUACAUAAAAGUGUACAUCCACUGGAUGUACACCGUGUUCAUCUAUCUGCUGCCGUUCAGCGCGAUCUCGUUCUUCAACUCGAUGAUCUACGGCCAGGUUCGGAAGGCAAACCGCGAACGGCAGCGACUCUCGCGGUCCGAAAAGCGUGAAAUCGGCCUCGCAACCAUGCUCAUCUGCGUGGUCAUUGUGUUUCUGCUCUGCAACCUACCGGCCAUGGUCAUCAACAUCAUGGAAGCGGUCUACUCCGAGAUCAACGAUUAUCUAGUCAAAACAUCCAACCUGUUGGUCACGAUCAACUCAUCCGUCAAUUUCAUCAUCUACGUCAUCUUCGGCGAAAAGUUCAAGCGGAUUUUUUUAUUGUUAUUUUGUAAGAACCGUCUAGGGCGAGAAUCCCCGGAUGGGUUUCUCCAGGAGGACUCAUCGUUCUCGAACGGAGAUGGAAGCAACCGAAAUUCCGGUCGCUUUCAGCGGGUUGGCACGACCCGCAGCAGCACCACCAAGAUCAGCAACAGCACGCUAGGCAGUAUACGAACGACGCGGACCACCAUCCGGAGUACGCGGGCGCCCUCGCCCGGCCCGAUCGUUUACUAUCCGGCGCGGGAAACCAUGCCCCGGGUGCAGCCGCAACCGGUGAUUCCACGGAGCACGUCCAUGUUCCAUCCGCCGUGCUGGGACCGCGAGAACGGCAACGGACUCAUGAUGGCCACUUCCGGUUUCUAGCCCCUGCUCAAGAUUUCCUCGCACGAAGACGUAGGAGAUCACAAGUUCUAGGCUGAUUUAGGUAGCUGUAAUUAGGUGACUUUCUCUAUUCAUAGCUUUAAACGAUCAUCGAUACCUGAGGUUCGAUGCGGAAUCGGUACCACCAGGGUACAGGACAGAGCGGCGCCGAGCGUUUCAGUUAAGACGAUGAUAAAAUUAUCUGAAAAUUCCAUUCAUUUUGUUUACUUCUUUAUCUAUAAUUCCGAUAGAAAAAUUAAUAACAAGAAUUCUCAUAAUAUUUUCUGCCAAACGAUUUAAAAAAAUAUUCAGGAUUGUUUUUCUUUACUACGAAAGUUGACAUUUUUUAAUUAGGGAAAGAAUUGCCAAUAAAAUUCAGUUAUCAGAAUUUCGUAUACUAUCCAGCAGUUUUUUUUCUUUUUUGACCAAGUCGUCUCCAGCAUGGUACUUUGAAUUCGAUUGAUAUACUGAAUCUUAGAACCCUGAUGAUGGAUAUUCAUCAUAAUUUGGAUGAGUUACGAACAACAUACUGAAAAGUCAUACAAACAUAUUUUCUUCAGAUAAGAGCUGAUUGGUCUCGAGACCUUCAAUCGGCAGACAAAGUUUUUAUUUCGCAUUCGCAUGGAUAUGGUGAUCUUAGCGGGUUGUGGACUGGAUCUCGUUAUGUAUAUGUGCUGAUUGUUCAGCCCAGGUUGCUUAGUAAUUGAUUGAAGGGAAUUAAAACCAACUCUACUCGAACAGGACAGGCAGCAUCUAAAAAAAAGGGUUCAUUUGACCUGUAAGUAGAGGGUGACGAUUCUCGAGAUUUUCAAUUUCCCGGGAAUCGAGAGAAGAGUUUGGACAUUUCCCGGGAAUUCCCGGGACCC
Culex pipiens pallens (northern house mosquito) is the source of this 4716-nucleotide messenger RNA. RefSeq names its product FMRFamide receptor. Gene Ontology annotation, molecular function: G protein-coupled receptor activity. Gene Ontology annotation, cellular component: membrane. The transcript has 3 exons. Gene Ontology annotation, biological process: G protein-coupled receptor signaling pathway. The coding region runs from base 2441 to 3853 and encodes 470 amino acids. Lineage: Eukaryota; Metazoa; Arthropoda; Insecta; Diptera; Culicidae. The record is from RefSeq and is a predicted model, not a curated record.